AUGAACGGUGACGUCACAUUACCCAACACCCAAUCAGAAGAGAGCGUCGAGAGGGGUUAUUGGUCAGGCAAGUUUGAUUUCUUCCUAUCUCUGCUGGGCAGUCGUGAGACAAAAAGAAUCUAUAAACAUUAUUCCAUUGGACUCGGGAACGUGUGGAGGUUUCCCUACCUCUGCUACCGGAAUGGUGGGGGUGCAUUUUUGAUCCCAUACACGAUUGUACUCGUUCUGGUUGGAAUGCCGAUGUUCUACCUGGAGCUGGUACUGGGUCAGUUUUGCAGUUGUGGACCUCUUAAUUGCUGGGAGUUUGCUCCGUUGUUUCAAGGCCUAGGUGCUGCCCAACUUGUGGUGUCAACUCUCGUAAGCAUCUACUACAACAUGAUCAUUGCGCGAGCUCUCUUCUAUUUAUUCGCUUCAAUCUUCAACCUGACAAACUUACCCUGGUCUCAUUGCAACAACUAUUGGAACACAGACUUUUGUUUUGACAAGAUGCCUAAUACUCCUUGCAAUUAUUCAAUUUUGAUCCGCCAACCGAAUGGAACGUGUACAAAUGGAAGUCAAGUUAUCGGUUUGUGGGAUUUCCAAACUUUUCAGAACGUUACAAACCUCAAGCGAACCUCAGCUAGCGAGGAGUUUUACAUAAACAGGGUGUUAAACUUGAGUUCGGGCAUCCAUGAACUGAAGGAAGUCAGGUGGGACUUGGUUUUGAGUUUGAUUUUGGCCUGGGUCAUCACCUUUCUCUACGUCAUCAGAGGCGUCAAAGCAACUGGAAAUGUCCUUUAUUUCACAGCACUGUUCCCGUUUUUUGUGUUAGUGAUAUUAUUUGGCAGAGGAAUAACGUUGUCCGGAUCAUCAGACGGCAUACUCUAUUAUUUGAAACCUGAUUUUAAUCGACUAAAAGAAGCCAGGGUAUGGGACGAUGCAGUUAACCACGUGUUCUUCAGCACGUCCAACUGUUGGGGAGGACUCAUUGCCCUAUCGAGUUACAAUCGGUUCAAUUACAACUGUCUGAGAGACGCCGUGGUGGUUACCCUGAUGAACUAUGCAGCAGGGAUAUUUGCAGGACUUGUUGUCUUCAGUUUCUUGGGAUUCAUGGCUCAAACCAUGGGAGUUAGUGUGGAUCAAGUCGUUGACAGCGGACCCGGGUUGGUGUUCAUCGUGUGUCCGGAUGCAGUGACCAGGAUGCCCGUCUCCUCUCUCUGGAGCAUCUUCUUCUUCCUCAUGCUACUCACACUCGGAAUUGAUACGCAGUUUACAAACAUGGAAACGAUAAUGACUUCAACGCUGGACCAAUUUCCAUUUCUGAGGAGGCACAAGACGUGGGUGGUCCUGGGUGUCUGUGUUGUCCUCUUCUUACUUGGCCUCCCUCUAUGCACUGGGGGAGGCAACUACAUGCUGUUACUCAUGGACACAUACUGCAGUGGGUGGGGCUUGUUGCUUAUUGGGGUCAUUGAGUGCAUAGCCCUGGCUUGGGUCUACGGAUGCACUCGUCUGUACAACGACAUGGAGAUAAUGCUGGGAAGAAGGGAUGUCGUCUGGUGGAGAAUUUGUUGGCAGUUUCUGUGUCCUGUUUUUAUAUUGUUUAUUCUCAUAUUCGCGUGGGUUGACUACAGGCCAGUCACUUACGGAUCGUACGUUUAUCCCAGGUUGCAUUCUGAAACGUUCUUAUGA
Messenger RNA from Helobdella robusta, 1668 nucleotides. RefSeq lists its product as hypothetical. The transcript has 14 exons. The coding region runs from base 1 to 1668 and encodes 555 amino acids. The record is from RefSeq and is a predicted model, not a curated record. NCBI's taxonomy places the organism in Eukaryota, Metazoa, Annelida, Clitellata, Rhynchobdellida, Glossiphoniidae. Gene Ontology annotation, biological process: sodium ion transmembrane transport. Gene Ontology annotation, cellular component: membrane.